Meleagris gallopavo (turkey) is the source of this 1974-nucleotide messenger RNA. Lineage: Eukaryota; Metazoa; Chordata; Aves; Galliformes; Phasianidae. The record is from RefSeq and is a predicted model, not a curated record.
AGACAUUUAUUCUUCCUUACAGGCUCGUGAACCUGAUCUACAAUGGAAAAACUGCUUUUGUUUCUGCUGUUCAUUGGCAUAGCAGUGAGAGCUCAGAUCUGCCCAAAGCGCUGCGUUUGUCAGAUUUUGUCUCCAAACCUUGCGACCCUUUGUGCCAAGAAAGGGCUCUUAUUUGUUCCACCAAACAUUGACAGGAGGACCGUGGAAUUACGGCUGGCAGACAACUUUGUUACAAAUAUCAAGAGGAAAGACUUUGCCAAUAUGACCAGCCUCGUGGACCUGACGCUGUCCAGGAAUACAAUCAGUUUUAUCACACCUCACGCGUUUGCUGACCUGCGCAAUUUGCGGGCUUUGCAUUUGAACAGCAACCGAUUGACUAAGAUCACCAAUGACAUGUUCAGUGGGCUCUCCAAUCUUCAUCACUUGAUACUUAACAACAACCAGCUGACUCUCAUUUCUUCCACAGCUUUCGAUGAUGUUUUAGCUCUUGAGGAAUUGGAUUUGUCUUACAACAACCUGGAAACCAUCCCCUGGGAUGCUGUGGAAAAGAUGGUUAGCUUGCACACCCUCAGUCUGGACCACAAUAUGAUUGAUCAUAUUCCUAAGGGGACGUUCUCCCACCUCCACAAGAUGACCAGGUUAGACGUCACGUCUAACAAACUGCAGAAGCUACCACCUGAUCCUCUCUUUCAGCGAGCUCAGGUACUGGCAACCUCAGGAAUUAUCAGCCCUUCUACUUUUGCGUUAAGCUUUGGUGGAAACCCUUUGCAUUGCAACUGUGAGCUCUUGUGGCUGAGGCGUCUCUCCAGAGAAGACGACCUGGAGACGUGUGCCUCUCCCCAGCUGCUGUCGGGCCGGUACUUCUGGUCAAUCCCCGAGGAGGAGUUCCUGUGCGAACCUCCUCUCAUUACCAGGCACACCCACGAGCUGAGGGUGCUGGAGGGCCAAAGGGCAGCGCUGAGGUGCAAGGCCCGGGGGGAUCCAGAACCAGCAAUUCAUUGGAUUUCACCUGAGGGCAAACUUAUUUCUAACGCAACAAGGUCUGUGGUGUAUGACAAUGGUACACUCGACAUCCUCAUCACAACGGUGAAGGACACGGGCUCUUUCACCUGCAUCGCUUCCAACCCAGCAGGGGAAGCCACGCAGACGGUGGACCUGCACAUAAUCAAACUCCCUCACUUGCUGAACAGCACUAACCACAUCCACGAGCCUGACCCUGGCUCCUCGGAUAUCUCAACGUCCACCAAGUCGGGCUCCAAUGCAAGCAGCAGCAAUGGGGAUACAAAAGUCAGCCAAGACAAGAAGGUGGUUGUUGCUGAAGCGACGUCAUCUACUGCUCUGCUGAAAUUCAAUUUUCAAAGAAACAUACCUGGAAUACGCAUGUUCCAGAUCCAGUACAAUGGCACUUAUGAUGACUCUCUGGUGUACAGGAUGAUACCUCCCACGAGCAAAACCUUCCUGGUGAACAACCUGGCUGCUGGGACCAUGUACGACCUGUGCGUCUUGGCCAUCUACGACGAUGGGAUCACCUCGCUGACCGCCACCAGGGUGGUGGGCUGCACGCAGUUCACCACCGAGCAGGACUACGUGCGCUGCCACUUCAUGCAGUCCCAGUUCCUGGGCGGGACCAUGAUUAUCAUCAUCGGCGGGAUCAUCGUGGCCUCGGUGCUCGUGUUCAUCAUCAUCCUCAUGAUCCGGUACAAGGUGUGCAACAACAACGGGCAGCACAAGGCCACCAAGGUCAGCAACGUUUACUCACAGCCGCACGGGGCCCGGGUGCAGGGCUGCGGCGGGGCGCUGUCCCAGUCUGCCUCCAAGCAGGCGGUGGGGCACGAGGAGGCCGCCCAGUGCUGCCGGGCACUGGCUUGGCAUCGGCACGGCGUCUGCAGCCCACUGCCACUGCCCUCUGUCAUUUUCUUCGGCGAUACGGGGCAGCGGUAUUUGCUCUCCUGCGCCGUUGUCUUCUCUCUCUAG